CACUAUACCCAUCCGAGAUUGAGUGGCGCUUCAUUUCAUUCCAAUUCGGUGUCCCAUUCUAUUCAUUCAUUAUAUUUACGUCAUGCUUGGGUCAUUCUUCUACCUUUGCCUCUGUCUGGCGUCCAUAUCGGUGUCUGUGUUUGGUCUGAAAUUGGAUGAUUUAGUGGUGUGUCCCCCAAAUGUUGGUUGCCUCAGGGGCACCUAUAUGAAGGGCUAUCAAGUGGAAAAAUUUCAGGCUUUCAUGGGCAUUCCAUAUGCCCUGCCACCAUUGGGCGAGCUAAGAUUCAGUAAUCCCAAAGUAAUGCCCAAAUUGUCGGGAAUCUAUAAUGCUAGUUUAGCCAAAUCGGAUUGUAUACAAAAGAAUUAUCUUCUGCCCACUCCUAUCAUAUAUGGAGAAGAAGAUUGUCUUUAUUUAAAUGUCUACAGGCCAGAGCGCAUUUCGAAACUUCGUUUACCCGUCAUGGUCUAUAUACAUGGCGGUGGUUUCUUUAGCGGAUCAGCUGGUCCUUCAGUUACUGGACCAGAAUAUUUCAUGGACACAGGCGAGGUUAUUGUGGUCACAAUGGCUUAUAGAUUGGGAGCUUUGGGUUUCCUAUCCACUCAAGAUGCCAAUAUCCCGGGUAAUUUUGGUCUCAAAGAUCAGAAUUUGGCUUUGCGUUGGGUUCGCAAUAACAUUGCCUUUUUUGGUGGUAAUCCACAACGUGUGACCAUAUUUGGUCAGAGUGUGGGUGGCGUUUCUACUCAUCUGCAUCUGCUAAGUCCCAAAUCUCAGGGUCUCUUUCAAGCAGUGAUUAGCAUGAGUGGCACGGCAAAUGUUCCCUUUGCCGUGAAUUCGAAACCUCUGGAACAAGCUCGAAAAACUGCAGAGUUCUGCCAAAUCGAAGGAGCCGACAAUUUAAGUACAGCCAAAUUAGCUCGAGCCUUGAGAAACAUUGAUGUCUAUACACUGAUCAAUGCUGGCGAUGGCCUUAAAUUUUGGGAUGUAGACCACAUGACAAAUUAUCGUCCAGUCAUAGAACCAGUGGGAAAGGAAGCCUUUCUAACCAUUCACCCCAAUAAACUAUUGGCCAAGGGUGGCUAUCGAAAAGUUCCUUGGCUCUUGGGUACGGUGCCCGAGGAGGGAGCCGUCCGUGUAGUCAAUAUCAAGGAGAACAUCACUUUACGUGAGGAUUUCAAUUCGAAAUUCGAUUAUUUACUGCAAGAGUUAAUGGAAUGGCCCAGUGAAUUUAAUGCCCAGCAGCUGAAGGAGAAAACAAAGAUCCUAAUUGACGAAUUCUUUGGGGGUAUUCAUGAGAUCAAUGAUAAAACAGUUCAAGGAUUUUUGGAUUUGAUUACAGUGCGAGGCUUUAAGCAGCCUCUCUAUAAUGCCAUCACAGAUUAUGUAAGAUCUGUGGAUACCAACAAAUAUCCCUUCUAUAUGUACAGCUUCAAUUAUAAAGGACCUGUUAGUUAUGCUUCCAUCUAUACACAAGCAAAUGUCACUGGCAAAUAUGGAGUAGUUCAUUGUGAUGAUUUGAUCUAUUUGUUUCGUAGUCCUAUUUUAUUUCCCGAUUUCGCAAAGAACUCCACCGAAGCCAAAGUAAUCAAGACGUUUGUCAGAUAUUUUAUAAAUUUUGCCAAAUUCGGUAAACCGCAAAAUGUACCACCUUUAAGUUGUUGCACCGAAGAGAUUUUAAAAUCACGACCUGAAGGCAUUUGUGAUUAUCAUGAAUUUAUUAAUAAUAAACAAAAUACAGAAGGAUUCGAAAUUAGAGUUAAUGAUAAAUUUCCAACGAAUAGAGUUAAAAUAUGGAGUAAUUUAUUAGAGGAAAUGAAGAAUUUUUAAAAUUAACUUUAAUUUUUUUGAUUAAAUUUAUGUAGACUAGAUUAUCCUUUUAUAUGUAAAUAAUAAAUAAUAAUAAACAAAAAGAAAGUUGUAAAUAAAAAGAAAAAAUAUAUAUUAAA
Drosophila willistoni is the source of this 1944-nucleotide messenger RNA. It is a transcript of the gene Jhe, whose product is annotated as juvenile hormone esterase. The record is from RefSeq and is a predicted model, not a curated record. The coding region runs from base 83 to 1825 and encodes 580 amino acids. Lineage: Eukaryota; Metazoa; Arthropoda; Insecta; Diptera; Drosophilidae. The transcript has 7 exons.